AUGAGCACGCCAGGAGUGCUCAUAUCAACUUCAGUUACGCCCACGACUAUGUCAGCACCAAUUCCAGAGGCAGCCCCUUCAAGCGGGUCAAGACCCCCACGUUCAUCGAGACCGAGACGCCGAGGGCGGGGUGCUACAAAUCGCGAUGGGCAGCAACAACCCGCCGCCACAAAUGAGACCCAAACUCAAGGUGCGGCUCAAUCGCAGCCAGCACAGCCUCAGCCGUCCUCAAAUUCAAAUGCUCAGCCUGGUCAAUCCAACGACCAGCGCGCACCGCGAGGAGGGAAAACGAGAGAAGGAAGAGGGAAGAGACAAAGGAAUAAUGGAACUCCACGACGAGGCCAGGGUCAAAAUGAAAAUAUUGAAGGACAAGACGCACGGCCUGAGCCGCGAACUCGCGGUAUGAGGGCGCGGGGUUUUGAGGCUCAAUUGACUCGGCCAGACCAGGCGUCUGGUGAUACAGCUUUCGGCGGGGCGGGGCAGCAUGAUAACUCUUUAAGAGCCGAUGUGCCAGCCUUUGUCCCAGGGAUGCCUCCUACUCAAUCUGGACAUCCUUCGGAGUCAGCACCAUCUGUAAAAGGGAAGGGGAAGGCUAGACAGCCCAGGGCACCACCGCAACCACCGAAGGUUACGACUAAGUCCAUAGCCCCCGAUCUGGCUACCCGAAUCCACGAAGACAUUUCACACAAUCUAUACGAAUGUCCCAUCUGCUGCAGCGAGCUGGGUCGCAGAUCUCGAGUUUGGUCUUGUGAACUGUGCUGGACCGUCUUCCAUUUGAGUUGUGUGAAGAAAUGGUCUAAGAAUGAAGGCGCCUCGGCGCAGAGGACUUCAACACUGGAGGACGGACAAGAAAGUUCCGUUCCCCGUGCCUGGCGCUGUCCUGGUUGCAAUCUUUCACAUCAGAACUUCCCUUCCAAUUACUCUUGUUGGUGUGAGAAGGAAGUCGACCCUAGACCGCUCCCUGGUCUACCCCCACACUCUUGUGGCCAGACUUGCUCGAGGCCUCGCAAAGGUUGCCCUCAUCCUUGUGACACGACCUGUCAUGCUGGCCCGUGUGCACCCUGCACUGCCAUGGGACCGACACAGGAUUGUUUCUGUGGUCUGAACUCGUCAACAAAGCGAUGCCAGGAUACAGACUAUGAGAAUGGAUGGAGCUGUGGUGAGAUUUGCGGUGAGCUUCUUCCGUGUGGAGAACAUACCUGUCCACUGCCCUGCCAUGAGGGUCUGUGUGGAGGCUGUGAAGUCGACAUCGAGGCUCGCUGCUAUUGUGGAAAAUUGCAGACAGAAAUGCUGUGCAAGUCCACAGAUGACGAAAAAGACAGUCGAAUCAUUCACGAGGAUGGCUCUGACGAGGAAUGGACCGGCUGCUUUGGUUGCGGGGAGACUUGCAACCGUCCUUUGGACUGUGGCAAACAUACUUGUAAAAAGGAUUGUCAUCCUCAAGAGGCGCACCCUGCUCACUGUCCACGGUCACCAGAUGUCGUUCUGGACUGCGCCUGUGGAAAGACGCCACUGUCUGAGAUCCCCGGGUACACACCUCGAACCUCUUGUGAAGAUCCUAUCCUGAAUUGCCAAAAGCCAUGUGGCAAGAGCCUACCUUGCGGCCAUCCUUGCGAAAAGCUGUGUCACAUCGGUCCUUGUGGCGCUUGUUUGCGUCAAGUCCACAUUAAAUGCCAAUGUGGUCGUACUGACAAUCAGACCAUCUGCCACCAAGGCUCUAUUGAGCCUCCCAUGUGUCCGCGCCAGUGUAAGGCGAAUCUGCACUGUGGUCGUCACACGUGCACUGACCGAUGCUGCCCUGGAGAGCAAAGAGCGAACGAGCGCCAGGCUGCGCGUCGCAAGCUCAGACCUCAUCUCCGCCCUGCUGAGGAGGAUAUUGAGGCAGAGCACAUCUGCACUCGUGUGUGUGGUCGAACGCUGAAAUGCGAAAGACACACAUGUCCAGAGCUUUGUCACAAGGGUGCUUGUAAUACCUGCAGAGAGGCGGUGUUUGAGGAGAUCGCGUGUAAUUGCGGAAGAUCUGUACUCUAUCCACCUCAACCAUGUGGCGCGAAGCCACCACCUUGUCGUUUCCCCUGUGAACGUCCAAAGCGAUGUGGUCACCCUCAGCCUGCCCAUAAUUGCCACACGGACGAAGAGAGUUGUCCCAAGUGUCCGUUCCUAACGGAAAAACCGUGCUUAUGCGGUAAGCGUGUCUUGAAGAAUGUUCCUUGUUGGCUCGCAGAUGCGCGCUGUGGACAGGUUUGUGGACAACCGCUCAAAUGCGGCUCUCACUUCUGCAGGAAAGACUGUCAUCGCCCGGAGGAUUGCGAGGACGCAACUAAACCUUGCACUCAGGCUUGUGGAAAGAACAAGUCCAUCUGCGGCCAUCCUUGCACUGAGCAGUGCCAUGCCCCUUAUGCGUGUCCCGAGAAGACACCAUGCUCGUCCAAGCUCGCUGUGACAUGCGGCUGCGGACGACUCCGGCAGGAAAGGCGUUGCAAUGCCGCCAAAGCUGUAACAUUCAAGGGUCAGGUGCAGUCGCCUCAGCGCAACCCUGAGCUGACUCCUCUGACUUGUGAUGACGAAUGCACUCGUCUGGAGCGGAAUCGCUCCCUGGCAGGUGCUCUUGGCAUUGACAUCAACCAAGCCACCACAGCACAGACUAUUACAGCCGAGAAUCUCCCAUAUUCAGAGGAAACUCUCAACCAGUAUAUUAAACUCGCAGCAUCCGCUCCUCUCUCAACAUUGCAAACAUACGAAACAAACCUGCACUCCCUUGCCACAGCAGACACUUCCACCCGCUCCUUCCGCUUCCAGCCCGCAAAGCCUACUCUGCGGGCCUUUGCACAUUCCCUCGCUGCAGACUGGGGCUUCGUGACAGAGAGUCACGACCCAGAACCACACCGUCACGUCUUUGUCCUCAAGCCUGUCGUCUGGACGCCACCUCUUUUCGGCACAGGAAGUGGAUCGUCAAUUGGAAUCGGCGGCAUGAGCGUGCGUGAAGGCGUCAAGCUGCGCGAGCGCGAGCGUACAAAGGAGCAGGAAGCUCGUCGUGUCGCCGCUAUUGAAGCAAAGGCUGCGCGCGAAUCUGCCAAAGCCCAGGCCAGUAGUGGGGACGGCGGAUGGGCCCAGGUUGCCUCCAAGAGUCGAGGUGGAAGUGGUGCCAGCACGAGAAGCGGCACGCCUGUUCAAACCCCUUGGGUGAGCAAGUCUAUAUAUGCUGCUCUUGACGGUGAUGGGGCGAAGAAGGAACGUCUUGUUCUUCGCUCUGGAGUUGGGGCUGGAAAGUCUUUGCGCGCGAAGACUCCUCCCGUUGAGGUUGUUGAUAAUUGGGAGGAUGCUGAAGAGGCAGAGGAGAAAGAAGAGAAGCAGGUCGAAGGUGAUCAGCUUCUGGAGCAGGAGAACCUCGUUGAGGACCCUGGGGACCAUGUGGGAACCGAGCCUGUGGCUGACCCUGAGUCCCAGCCGCAAGGUCAGUCAGAAGAUCAGUCUGCUCCGACUGAGGUUUCUACGGAGAACGUCGAGGCUUAG
Messenger RNA from Penicillium salamii, 3513 nucleotides. The record is from the annotation of a GenBank genome assembly. NCBI's taxonomy places the organism in Eukaryota, Fungi, Ascomycota, Eurotiomycetes, Eurotiales, Aspergillaceae.